Molecule: messenger RNA, 627 nt
Organism: Exophiala dermatitidis NIH/UT8656
Lineage: Eukaryota; Fungi; Ascomycota; Eurotiomycetes; Chaetothyriales; Herpotrichiellaceae
Product: GTP-binding protein ypt1
Exons: 5
Coding region: 1-627 (208 amino acids)
Molecular function (GO): GTP binding; GTPase activity
Source: RefSeq, a predicted model, not a curated record
AUGGCCGAAACCGUCGUUGCAGCCGGCGGACUAUACGACUACCUCUUCAAGCUGUUGCUUAUCGGUGAUUCCGGCGUUGGUAAAUCUUGCCUGCUGUUGCGAUUCGCCGACGACACAUACACCGAGUCUUACAUCUCCACCAUCGGUGUCGAUUUCAAAAUCCGCACCAUUGAACUCGAUGGCAAGACUGUCAAACUCCAAAUUUGGGAUACGGCCGGACAGGAACGCUUCCGAACCAUCACAUCCUCGUACUACCGAGGCGCACAUGGCAUCUGUGUGGUGUACGACGUGACGGACAUGGAUUCCUUCAACAAUGUAAAGCAAUGGUUGCAAGAGAUUGAUCGUUACGCCACCGAAGGUGUCAACAAGCUGCUGGUCGGCAACAAGAGCGAUAUGGCAGACAAGAAGGUGGUUGAAUACACUAUGGCAAAGGAGUUCGCCGACAGCCUUGGAAUUCCGUUUUUGGAGACUUCGGCAAAGAACGCGUCCAAUGUCGAGCAAGCAUUCUUGACCAUGGCUCGCCAGAUCAAGGAACGUAUGGGAACUACUACCGUCAACAACAAACCCACUGUCCAAGUCGGUCAAGGCCAGGGCGUUCAAUCAGGAUCUGCUGGUGGUUGCUGCUAA